AUGACGAACCGUAACCCGAUGCGGCUUCCGCCGCUGCCCCAACUGCGUGUGCGCAACCCCAACAAGCCGGAGCCGAACCCUUGCCUGGGUGUCAUGACCUCGGUGCUGGCUUGCUGGGCCUCAGCCGGCUUCAAUGGCCGCGGCUGCCAGACCGUCGAGGCGGCGCUGCGCGCGUGCAUGGACGGCCCGCCGCCGCCGAGGAAGAUGGGCAACACUAUCAACUACCAUCUAGCCCGUUUCGCUCGCCGUGUGACCCAGCCCGGCACGAAGAACAAAUAA
Molecule: messenger RNA, 279 nt
Organism: Thermochaetoides thermophila DSM 1495
Lineage: Eukaryota; Fungi; Ascomycota; Sordariomycetes; Sordariales; Chaetomiaceae
Product: mitochondrial 37S ribosomal protein mS37
Exons: 2
Coding region: 1-279 (92 amino acids)
Biological process (GO): mitochondrial translation
Cellular component (GO): mitochondrial small ribosomal subunit
Molecular function (GO): structural constituent of ribosome
Source: RefSeq, a predicted model, not a curated record